Molecule: messenger RNA, 2334 nt
Organism: Enhydra lutris kenyoni (northern sea otter)
Lineage: Eukaryota; Metazoa; Chordata; Mammalia; Carnivora; Mustelidae
Product: coronin 1C
Exons: 11
Coding region: 82-1506 (474 amino acids)
Biological process (GO): actin filament organization; neural crest cell migration
Molecular function (GO): actin filament binding
Source: RefSeq, a predicted model, not a curated record
GGCGGCAGCGGUUAGAGGCUUCGCUGGGCUUUGCAGCGGGGACUUCGGCGGCGGCGCCUCAGGCAUCUCGGCCCUGACACAAUGAGGCGAGUGGUACGACAGAGCAAGUUUCGUCAUGUGUUUGGACAAGCGGUAAAAAACGACCAGUGUUAUGAUGACAUCCGGGUUUCUCGAGUGACCUGGGAUAGUUCCUUUUGCGCUGUCAAUCCCAGAUUUGUUGCCAUUAUCAUAGAAGCGAGUGGGGGAGGAGCGUUCCUUGUGCUCCCUUUGCACAAGACUGGUCGAAUCGACAAAUCCUACCCUACAGUAUGUGGCCACACAGGACCGGUACUCGACAUAGACUGGUGCCCACAUAACGAUCAGGUCAUUGCCAGUGGCUCAGAAGACUGCACGGUGAUGGUGUGGCAGAUCCCAGAAAAUGGACUUACCCUUUCCCUGACCGAACCUGUGGUGAUUUUAGAAGGCCACUCGAAGAGAGUUGGCAUCGUGGCCUGGCAUCCGACUGCCCGCAAUGUCCUUCUUAGCGCAGGCUGUGAUAAUGCCAUCAUCAUCUGGAAUGUGGGGACAGGGGAAGCCCUUAUAAACUUGGAUGAUAUGCAUUCAGAUAUGAUUUACAACGUGAGCUGGAACCGGAAUGGCAGUCUGAUCUGCACAGCUUCCAAAGACAAGAAAGUGAGAGUAAUCGAUCCUAGGAAACAAGAGAUCGUUGCUGAGAAGGAGAAAGCACAUGAAGGAGCAAGACCCAUGAGAGCCAUCUUUCUGGCUGACGGGAAUGUCUUUACCACUGGUUUCAGCCGCAUGAGUGAGCGGCAGCUGGCUCUCUGGAAUCCGAAAAAUAUGCAGGAACCCAUUGCUCUUCAUGAAAUGGACACUAGCAAUGGGGUAUUGCUGCCCUUCUAUGACCCUGACACCAGUAUCAUUUACUUAUGUGGAAAGGGUGACAGCAGUAUCCGCUAUUUUGAGAUCACAGAUGAAUCCCCGUACGUCCACUACCUCAACACAUUCAGCAGCAAGGAGCCUCAGAGAGGGAUGGGCUACAUGCCCAAGAGGGGACUCGAUGUUAACAAAUGUGAGAUUGCCAGAUUCUUCAAACUUCAUGAGAGGAAGUGUGAGCCUAUUAUCAUGACUGUUCCCAGGAAGUCCGACCUUUUCCAAGAUGACCUGUAUCCUGACACAGCGGGGCCUGAAGCAGCACUGGAGGCAGAGGAGUGGUUUGAGGGGAAAAAUGCAGAUCCAGUCCUCAUCUCCUUAAAGCAUGGAUACAUUCCUGGCAAAAACCGGGAUCUCAAGGUGGUCAAGAAGAACAUUCUGGAUAGCAAGCCCACUGCAAAUAAGAAGUGUGACCUGAUCAGUGUCCCCAAGAAAACCCCAGACACGGCUAGUGUGCAAAACGAAGCCAAGUUGGAUGAGAUUUUAAAAGAGAUCAAAUCUAUAAAAGACACAAUCUGCAAUCAAGAUGAGCGCAUUUCCAAGUUAGAACAGCAGAUGGCGAAGAUCGCAGCCUGAAGGCCCACCCCCAACCCCCACAAUGGGAGCAGGAACCUGUGCUUGGCAGCUGGUUGUUGGCGUGGUCCCAGGGAGGGCGAAAGGGAGGCACUGCCAUUCGGAGACAUUCCGUGUCACAUUUGUCAACCAGCGAUAGGCCACAUUCCAGUAAGAACUCAAUUCGUCUCCCAAAUUUGCAGAAACAAAAUGUGAUUUAAAAGCUGAGCUUUUUAUCAGAAAGCUUUUUUGAUGUUUUAAGUGUUAUGUGACUUGUCGAACUUUUAAAAGACAAAAGUGCUACUUUUAAAAUCCCAGAUACUCUGAAUUUUAGAAAACCAACCAAUUCUGAUUCAGUGUCGUGCCCAAGUACCUUUUUUUUAUAAACAGGGACCAAUGCCACAUUGCUUUUUGUAUUUCUUUUUUUUUAAUGUUGCCAAAACCAAAAGUAGCUUUCUUCCCCCUUGUAUUUUGCUACUUUGCAGUAUUUGUGUGUGGUUUUUUUUUUCCUUAAUUUGAAAGGGACAGCACUGUGUAUGUUUAUAAACUAAAUGAAGAUAUUAUUUUGUAUACACAUUCAUCUGAGAACAAUCAGAGCAGUAGCCACAUGGUGCUGGCUCGUUUGCAGCACAAACCUGGUCAUCCUCAUGACUACAGAAGGAAGACUUGAAAAAUCACGUGGGUUCGCAUCACCACCCUCUCCUUUAAUGGAGUCUCUGAUCAAAAAAGCUCCUAUUGUAUUGCUUCCUUUCUUCCCUUUCUCUUUUCUAGAAACUGGGUGGUUGUACCAGAAUGGAAUUUCACUUCUUGGUUAUCCUGUGCUUCAGAUGAUUAUAAUCUAACCUAAACUAG